This is a messenger RNA of Salvia miltiorrhiza (redroot sage), 1195 nucleotides long. RefSeq lists its product as uncharacterized. Gene Ontology annotation, molecular function: protein binding. The transcript has 5 exons. Bases 217 to 987 code for a protein of 256 amino acids. The record is from RefSeq and is a predicted model, not a curated record. Lineage: Eukaryota; Viridiplantae; Streptophyta; Magnoliopsida; Lamiales; Lamiaceae.
UUUCUAUUUUCUGUUAUAAUUUUGAGAUUGAGUUUAGGGGGGGGAAAUGAUGCUAAACGAUAUAUUGCUAUUUUCAGAGGCACUUCUUUUAUUCUGAACGACGUCGUCGCCACCUUUACCCCCAAAUUAAACCCUAAUUAAUCCAAUUCAAUCUCCUUGGAGCUUGAGACAGUUACCUAGACAGGAGCUGGUCACCUCCAUGAGAAUUGAGUGAAAAUGGAAGCUGCUUCCACCUCCCAUUUGCUACUCUUUUCCACUAACCACUUCAGAAAACAAGCCAACCCCUUUACACCAACAUCCUCCUCCUCCUCCUCAUCAUCAUCAUCUUCAGAAAAGAAUGAAAAGAUCGAAAUUAGAGUGUGCACAAACAGGGCUUGCAGGAAGCAGGGCUCUUUUGAUGCCCUGCAAGUUCUCUCCGGCAUUGCGCCGCCGUUCGUGACGGUGAACUCAUGCGGCUGCCUCGGGCGGUGCGGCGCCGGCCCCAAUAUCGUGAUCCUGCCUGGGAGUGUGUUCGUGGGGCAUUGUGGGACCCCCAGCAAGGCCGCAAAUGUGAUGGCGGUUGUCUGCGGAGCUGACCGCGAUGGUGAGAGCAAGUGUUUGGAGGCGCUGGCGUUGAGGAAGAGAGCUGAAGAUGAGAUGGACCGGUCUGAUUUUGCGCAUGCUUGUCAUUUGCUGUCGCAGGCUAUAGAGCUCACACCAUUUGGGGGUUUGCAUAUAAUCUACAAGGAAAGGUCAGCAGCAAGGUUGGCAAUGGGAGAUGUAGACGGAGCGUUUGGGGAUGUUAAUGAGGCUUUGACUAUCGCACCUCGCUAUCCUCAGGCUUAUCUUUGCGAAGGCGAUGUUUAUAUGGCUAUGGAUCAAUUUGACAAAGCUGAGGAGUCUUACUCAAUUGCUUUAGAUUUGGACCCAUCCAUUCGUCGUUCCAAAUCGUUCAAGGCAAGAAUAGCAAAGCUUCAAGAGAAACUAGCUCCUGCAAAUUUGGGAUGAAGCUUAGAAUUCCAAAUUAUGGAGGUAAAUAAAGAAGUCACUUCAUUUAUUGUAUACAUGUAUUAGUAUCAUAUCAGAGCAGAAAUUGUUAGUACUAUAGAAUGGAUCAAACGAGAAUAGAUAAAUGUGGUGAAAAAUGACAAUGAAUUUGGAACAUCAGAUAUGCAAAUCCUGUGACUGAUAUUAUUCGAAUUAAUUGUUUUUAUUA